AACAUUGAGCUGUGAAUCAACCGCUGUUUGGACCCCACGAUUUAUGUUUUCCCCACUCACCAAUACACCUUAAAAUACCUAGUUCCCCACCUCAUUUUCCUCACUCAUCUCUUCAUUUGUCUAAAUCUUCAAACGUUGUUUGAUCAAUUGAUUCAGCAAUGGCACAAGAAACUGUGAAAACCGUUGCACAGUCCGAGACCCCGGCUGAUGUGGCCGUUGUUUCCGAGGUUCCAGAAGCCGAGAAGGUUGAAACGUGCGCAAAAGAAACUGUUGUUGCCGAGCCGGAGAAGGUGGCUGCAUCUAUUUCGUUUAAGGAGGAGACUAAUGUUGUUGGUGAGCUUCCUGAUCCACAAAAGAAGGCUCUAGAUGAGCUUAAAUUGUUGGUUCAGGAAGCUCUUAACAAACAUGAGUUUUCUGCUCCUCCUACCUCGCCACAAAAGGUGGCGAAGGAAGAGCAGAAAGCAAACUCCGCUGUGGAUGGGGAAGCUCAACCUUGUGAGAUUUCUCCCGUUCCAGCGGAGACUGAAUGCAAAGAAGAAGAAAAGGAUGCACCUCCAACGCCGGCUCCAGAGUCAGAGCCGGUGGAAAAGGAGGUGACGGAGGUAGUUAUGAAAACCGAAUCCGAAUCCUGUAUUGAUGAAGAUGGUGCGAAAAAGAUCGAAGCUAUACAAGAAACAAUCGUGAAAACCGAGCAGACUCAGCCACCUCCGCCACCUUGUGCGGCGGAGGUGACUCCGGUCUUGCCAGAAGAAGUAUCAAUCUGGGGAAUCCCCUUACUCGCUGACGAACGUAGUGACGUCAUCCUCUUGAAAUUUCUCCGGGCUAGAGACUUUAAGGUUAAAGAAGCCUUCACUAUGCUCAAAAACGUCGUCGCAUGGAGGAAAGAGUUCAACAUUGAAUCACUUCUUGAAGAAGAUUUGGGAACUGAACAAGAAAAGGUUGUUUACAUGCACGGAGUUGAUAAAGAAGGCCACCCGGUAUGCUAUAACGCGUUUGGGGAGUAUCAGAGCAAAGAAUUGUAUCAAGAAACGUUCUCGGAUGAUGAAAAACGAAAGAAAUUUAUCCGGUGGAGAAUCCAGUUUCUUGAAAGGAGUAUCCGAAAGCUAGAUUUCAGCCCGGAUGGAAUCUCGACCAUCGUUCAGAUCAACGAUCUUAAAUAUUCUCCGGCGCCGUUUAAGAAAGAACUCCGGCUAGUCUUCCAGUUGCUCCAAGAUAAUUAUCCGGAAUUCGUCGCAAAACAGGUGUUUAUCAAUGUUCCAUGGUGGUACCUAGCUUUCUACAAGAUGAUCAAUCCAUUUUUCACCCAAAGGACCAAAAGCAAGUUUGUUUUUGCAGGCCCUUCAAAGACUACUGAGACCCUAUUUAAAUACAUAUCACCUGAGCUGGUUCCAGUUCAAUAUGGUGGGCUUAGCAGGGAAGGUGAACAAGAAUUUACCACAAGUGACUGCAUCACAGAGGACUUCAUCAAGCCUUCUUGUGAGCACGUGAUCGAGCUCCCGGCUCCUGAGGCGUGUACAUUGGUAUGGGAAGCAAGAGUGGUGGGAAUAGGAUGUGAUGUUUCUUAUGGGGCGGAAUUCGUGCCGAGUGCAGAAGAUGGGUAUACAGUUAUUGUUCAGAAGUCGCGAAAGGUUACCGGCGACGAAUCGGUGAUUUGUGGGAGGUUUAAGUGUGGAGAAACAGGGAAAGUGGUGCUUACUUUCUUUAAUCAAAGCUCCAAGAAGAAGAAGGUGUUGUACAGGUUCAAGAAGGUGGCAUUUGAGUGAAAGCUUAUUUAUAUUGUUGUUCAACUUAAAUUGGUUUGGUGAAUUUAUUUGUUUGUUUGGUUGGUUGGUUGGUUUGUGUUAAUUAUAGUUGGGAUUUGAUGUAUGUGGAGUUUGACGUAUAGAAAUGGAUUUCGAGCAUGCCAUUAAUUUUGAA
This is a messenger RNA of Helianthus annuus (common sunflower), 1917 nucleotides long. Its product is annotated as patellin-3. The transcript has 4 exons. The record is from RefSeq and is a predicted model, not a curated record. Lineage: Eukaryota; Viridiplantae; Streptophyta; Magnoliopsida; Asterales; Asteraceae. Bases 159 to 1763 code for a protein of 534 amino acids. Gene Ontology annotation, molecular function: lipid binding.